AGGUAUAAAAACAAUAGGCCUAACCUACCUAUAGUUUGUAGCAGAAAAACAAAAAUAAGUUGAUCGAUCACAUGUAUUGAAGUUGAAAAAAAAAAAUAGUGUAAUGACUGUAUUUUCUACUUUAUUACACUGAUUAUUGUAUUCAAUCCAUUGUACCUAUAUAAUAAAUAAUCGCCAAGAUGAGCGCUCCAUACACAGAACUGGCCAAGCCCGUGAGCGAAUUCUCGCUUAUGUGCCGAGGUUGCUUGGCUGACUCCGGGGAAAUGAAAAAUAUAAUCGAAUGGGGCUUUGUUGAAGAGUUUUGUAAAUACACCGAUGUUGAGGUGUCGAACCUGGAUGGUCUGUCUCAGCUGCUGUGUAACACUUGCGAGGAGACCCUGGCAUCCUGCAAGAGGUUCAGAGAACAAUGCCAAAGAUCUAAUGUUUUGCUAAAGAAUAAAUUACAGUCUGAAGAAGCGUCACAAGAGCCAGUCCAACAUGGAAAUGUAACGAAAGUGAACACAGCAGUCUGUGUGAAAUACAAUAAAAAGUUGGUGUUUAUGAUCACAGCCCCUAACAUAGAGGCGAAAGUAUACCUCGACUGCCCUUACUGCCGCGAAAAGUUUCAGAAGAAAAAAGACCUGUUCUACCAUUUAUUAAAAACACAUCACGUUGACAAAAAAAUGUUCAUCGAUCUACAAUACUAUUGCUCUUAUCCGAACUGCCACUAUCACGUUAGCAAUGAGACAAAAUACUUCACUGAGAGGAAAUAUCUCAACCAACAUUACAAUAAAGUCCACAGAAGCAAAGACAUCAAGUGUGAGAAGUGCAACCAGAGUUUUAUCAAUACGGCAAAAUUUUACAAACAUUUGAAUACAUGUAACAUUGUAUAUUCGUGUCAAAUAUGUGAUAAAUAUUACAAAGCACAUGAGCAAUUGAUUGUGCAUUUAAUGAGACGUCACCCAGAUGUCCAUAAACAAUAUAAGGAGAGCAGAGCAUUGAAAAGAAAAAUAAAUUCGAAUUUUGAAAAUAAAAAACAAAAGACUGACGAUCAGAAAUUGAACGAACUAUUUUGCGACAGUCCAAAGCGAACGUCCGCCACGCAAACAUCCACAUUGGAGGACAGUUUGAAGAACGACGUGAUAUUUUGGAAAAAUGACAAUUACGAUACGAAAAAAGAUGAAAUAUCGACGCAAACGGUAUUCGAAGAUUUGCUAUCAUUAAAAUCUGUUACAAGUGAGGACGAUUCAAUAUUUUUCUCUGAAACUGUGUCUUUAUCUGAUAUACACACUCAAACUCUGCCUGUAGAUUUUGGACGUUCACACAAAGAGACUAUUACUGACAGUAGCUACCUGGACCUGACUAUAAAGGAGACACAGACUUGUUGCUGCCUAGACUCGCCAAAACUGUUCAAAUUGUGUGAUGCUAUGUCGAAGUCCACCGAGACUCAAACAGCGGAGAGGCUUAUGGUAAAGUCUGAUGUUUUACUGAGCUGCUCAACUGAAACACAAACUUAUUUCGAUGGAGACUUUGACAAGAACAGUUUGUGAUGUUGGCAGCAAUUUUUGUAAAAUUCUCUUAUGCCGGUUACACACUAUCGACGAAUGUUACAUAGUUGGUAUUGAGACAUUUUUGUGAAGCGGUGAUCAAAAGGUCCCAGGUUCGAAUCACACUCGUGCCACAUGAGAUUGUAUACCAAACUGACUCAUGUAAUUUUCAUAGAUUAGCUUUCGGAGAAGGAGAACUUUGCGAGGAAUCCUGUAUGUGUCUAUACUCACCUGGUUUUUUGUAAAAGGUUUUUCCGUAAAAUAGAUCUAUACAUAUAAUUAGGGCUAUCUAAUAGUAAGACAACUGGAAUUUGUUCUGUAUUAUUUUCAGAAAUAUUCAUUGUUAAAUGGAGAAGGCAAUUUUCCAUUAAUAUUACCAAGAGAUUUGUGACCGCAACCCUCAGCCAUGAGGAAUACGACUGUAAAGACGAGAUCUUUUAUUUACCGCAAGUAAACCGGCAAUGUACAUCGAACUAGCCAAAUUUUGGCAAACUAUUCGCUGAUAGUGGAUCGCUGGCAUUAGAUGUGUAGUGUAAAAAUAUGCGUAUAAGAUUCUUGGCCGCACCUUCACCCGCGUGAGAAAAUUAUCCUAUGUCGCUUUCCACCAUAUUUUAUGUAAAUAAUCUCACUAUCCUCAUAAUGAGCAAUGAACUAGUGUCAUUUUUUGCAUUGCUCCAUUCUGUCGUAAACAAAGGACAAAUAAACACACCUCAUUUAUAUUAUCUAUACUAUUAUUAUAAAGAGGUAAGCGUUUGUGAUUUUGUGACUUUGUGAUUUUGUAUGUUUGAGGCGGGUAAUCUCCGAAACUACCGAACCGAUUUCAAAAAUUCUUUCACCAUUAGAAAGAUACUUACCAUUACCAUUAGAGCGAAGUCCCGGGCAACAUCUAGUUAUUAAAUAUAUAACUAAUAUAAUUUCCUAUGGGAGUGAAAUAUAAAAUUGCCUUAUAAAUAACUUUUAAUCCUGCUAAUAUUAUAAAUGUGAAAGUUUGUGAGGAUGCAUGUGUGUAUGUUUGUUAGUCUUUCACGCAAAAUCUACUAGACUGAUCGUUAAGAAUUUUGGAACACGGGUAGAAUAUAAACUGGUAUAACAUAUAGGGUUCUUUUUCUCCGGAAAUUCCCACGGGAGCGAUGCCCCAGGUUACUGCUAGUAUAGAGAUAUAUAUAUAUAAUAGAUAAUAUAGAGUGGUUCAUUAUAAAAAAAUCGAAGUAUCCUUGCGACCAAAGAUUUUUGGUCGUAUUAUAGCAAUACUAGCUGAAUUGUAAUUACAACGAAUGAUAAACAGCGCGGGAAAAUAUAUUUUCAAUUUUAUGCCAUCUAUUUCGUAAAGCGCCAAUGAGUAUCAGACUUUUUGACCAAAUCCUUCGGGAAUCGCGUAUUUUCUAUAUAAAAUGUGUACCCUAUGUGUUAAUCCAAGAUAGCUACCUCCAUACCAAAUUUCAUAAAAAAUUGUCCACCCGUUUGAGUGUGAACAUGUAACAAACAUUCACAAACUUGCGCGUUUAUAUUAUUCAUGAGAUAAUUAAUUUAUUCGUAGCAUUAAAAUAUACAUUGAGAGAAAUUAAGCAAUAUACAAAAUUUGAAGUUCAUAUUUAUAUAUGUUGUAAUAUGUAUAUAGUUGUAGGAGUAACAGUGAAAAUAAAUAACAUAAAAAAACAUAAAUUAUACUUUUUUUUAUCGCCCUUGUUUUAAUAGUUUGUUUAUAAUAUGUUAUAUUUACUGUUGCUGUUUGUUAUUCCUAAUAAAUAAAAUAAAUAGAACUUUUAAAACGAAAGUACAUUUUACAAAGGUCGGAUAAUCUCUACAUAAUGUAUGUAUUACUUAUAAUAAUUCUGAAUAAAUCGUAUUGAUUCAAUAUUUGUUAAA
Molecule: messenger RNA, 3392 nt
Organism: Plodia interpunctella (Indianmeal moth)
Lineage: Eukaryota; Metazoa; Arthropoda; Insecta; Lepidoptera; Pyralidae
Exons: 3
Coding region: 180-1529 (449 amino acids)
Biological process (GO): regulation of transcription by RNA polymerase II
Cellular component (GO): nucleus
Molecular function (GO): DNA-binding transcription factor activity, RNA polymerase II-specific; transcription cis-regulatory region binding; zinc ion binding
Source: RefSeq, a predicted model, not a curated record